Molecule: messenger RNA, 5160 nt
Organism: Tinamus guttatus (white-throated tinamou)
Lineage: Eukaryota; Metazoa; Chordata; Aves; Tinamiformes; Tinamidae
Source: RefSeq, a predicted model, not a curated record
AUGGCGGGGCUGGACCGGGGCCGCUACUGCGGUGCCCGUGUGUGGAUCCCCCACUGCACUGAGGUCUGGAGGGUGGCAGAAGUAACCAGGGGCUACAGGGAAGGAGACAAUGUUCUCCAUCUCCGCCUGGAUGAUGCCUCGGAGCUGGUCUACCCCGUGGGGUCCCAGCUGCCGCCUCUCUGCAACCCCGACUGCCUCUCUGGCGAGGAUGACCUGGUGGCCCUCAGCUACCUGCACGAGCCGGCUGUGCUGCACUCGCUCCGCAUGCGCUUCCUGGAGGCCAACGCCAUCUACACCUACUGCGGCAUCAUCCUUGUUGCCAUCAACCCAUACAAGCCACUGCCCAUCUAUGAGGAGGAGGUGAUCUACGCCUACAGUGGCCGUGAGGUCGGGGACAUGGACCCCCACAUCUUUGCCUUGGCCGAGGAAGCGUACAAGCAGAUGACACGCUAUGGGAGGAACCAGUCCCUCAUCAUCAGCGGCGAGUCAGGCGCAGGCAAGACGGCGUCGGCCAAGUUUGCCAUGCGCUACUUCACCGCGGUGGGCGGCAGCCUGGGCGACUGCAGCAUGGAGGAGAAGGUGCUGGCCUCCAGCCCCAUCAUGGAGGCCUUUGGGAAUGCGAAGACCACCAGGAAUGACAACAGCAGCCGCUUUGGGAAGUACAUAGAGAUUGGCUUCAGCCAGGCCUAUGUCACGGGGGCCACCAUCAAAACCUACCUGCUGGAGAAGUCCCGGGUCACCUUCCAGGCAAAAUCAGAGAGGAACUACCACAUCUUCUACCAGCUCUGUGCAUCAGCAGCCCUGCCGGAGCUCCAAGGCCUGGGGCUCUGUGCAGCCGAGUCCUUCCACUACACGCGCCAGGGCCAGUGCACCCGUGUGGAGGGCACCGAUGAUGCCGCUGAUCUGGACAGCACCCGACAGGCCUUCUUGCUCCUGGGGGUCCUGGAGGCCGAGCAGCUGGAGCUCUUCCGUGUCCUGGCUGCCAUCCUGCACCUGGGCAACAUCGCCAUCAGAGCCAGGGACCGCCAUGGCGAUGGCUGCUCUGUAGAGUCUGCAGACGCAGCCCUGGGCCUGUUCUGUGCGCUGCUGGGCGUCGAGGCCACGCAGGUGUCGCGCUGGCUCUGCUACCGCAAGCUGGUCGCCACCGGGGAGACCUACAUGAAACCCCUGUCCAGGCAGCAGGCGCUUGACUCCCGCGAUGCCCUGGCCAAGCACAUGUAUGAGCAAGUCUUCAGGUGGAUGGCAAGUAGGGUCAACCGUGCCCUGCGGUCCCCAGAGGGCCACCACACCUCCAUUGGCAUCCUGGACAUCUAUGGGUUUGAGAUGUUUGAGCUCAACAGCUUUGAGCAGUUCUGCAUCAACUAUGCCAACGAGAAGCUGCAGCAGCUCUUCAACCUGCAUGUCUUCAAGUUGGAGCAGGAAGAGUACGUGGCUGAGGAGAUCCCUUGGGUAUUUGUUGACUUCUGUGACAACCAGCCAUGCAUUGAGCUCAUCGAGGGCCGGCUGGGCAUCCUGGACCUGCUCAAUGAGGAGUGCAAGAUGCCCCAAGGCAGUGAUGGGAGCUGGGCCCAGAAGCUUUACCAGACUCAUCUUGGCAGCUCCCACUUCCAGAAGCCCAAGAGGCCCACGGAUGCCUUCGUUGUCUGCCACUUUGCUGGCAAGGUGGAAUAUCAGUGCCAUGGGUUUGUGGAGAAGAACAGGGACACUGUCCCCGAGGAGCUGGUGGGGCUGCUGCGAGCCAGCAAGUCCCCGCUGCUCGCUGAGCUCUUCUUGGAGGAUGGGGACGGUGCUGGGUCCCUUCAGCCCCGCAGGUCCAGUGGGGCCAGGCUGGCCAGUCGCCCUGGCCGCAGGUCACUGCCUGGGAACAGCAAGAACAAGAAGUCCGUUGCCAGCCAGUUCAAAGCGUCCCUGCACAAACUCAUGGGCACGCUGGGCAGCACCACCCCGCACUACGUCCGCUGCAUCAAGCCCAACGACAGCAAACAGCCCUUCGUGUUUGACUCCAGGCGGGCAGUGGAGCAGCUCCGAGCCUGCGGGGUGCUGGAGACCAUCAGGAUCAGCGCCUUGGGCUACCCCUCCAGGUGGACGUACCAGGAGUUCUUUGAACGCUACCGGGUGCUGGUGAGCAGGGAGGAGCUGCUGGGCACCGAUGCCAGGCAGAUCUGCAACCAGGCCCUGCAGAGGCUGCUCCAGGACCCCAGCAAGUACCGGUGCGGCAAGAGCAAGGUGUUUCUGCGGGCAGGCCAGGUGGCCUACCUGGAGGGGCUGCGCUGGCGGCGGCUGCGCGAGGCCUGCGUCCUGCUGCAGCGGCACCUGCGCGGCUGGCUGGCGCGGCGGCGCCUGGCACGGGCCCUGGAUGUUCCCCGCUUUGUGCCCUCCCGCAGGCUCGCGCAGCGGCUGCGCAGGACGCGGGCCGCCGUGGUGCUGCAGAGGAGCGUCCGCAUGGCCCUGGCCCGGCGCUCCUAUCUGCGCCUACGCCAGGCUGCCCUCACCAUCCAGGCUUUUGCUCGCGGCAUGUUUGCCCGAUGCCUGUACCAGCAGCUGCUGCGGCACCGCAAGGCCGUGGUGCUCCAGGCGGCCGUGCGUGGCUGGCUGGCCCGCGGCCGCUACGCUCGCCUGCGCGCGGCCACCAUCUACCUGCAGUGCUGCUACCGCCGGGCGCGUGCACGCCGGGAGCUGCGGCGGCUGCGGGCCGAGGCGCGCUCCGUUGAGCACUACAAGCAGCUGCACAAGGGCAUGGAGAUCAAGGUGAUGCAGCUGCAGUGCAGGCUGGAUGAGCAGGCACAGGAGAAGCAGCGGCUGUCGGAGCAGCUCUUGGCGCUCACGGCCGCACAUGCCGAGGAGGUGCAGGGGCUGCGGGCCGAGAUGCGGCGGCUGCACGAGGAGGCAGUUUGCGACACGCGUGUCCAGCACCUGCAGGAGCGGCUGGCCCAGCUGGAGCAGCACAGCGCCGAGAGCAGCCUGGCCCGUGAGGUGCAGGAGCUCAGACAGCGCUUAGUGGAGGUGGAGGCUGUGAAACUGCACCUGGGCGAGGAGAGGGAUGCCCUGAUCCAGCGCACGUUGGAGCAGUCGCAGGAUCUCGAAGAGCAGCACCAGCGCGCGGCCAGGGAGAGCCGUGGGCUGCUGCAGGAGCUCGAGGAGGAGCGUGCUCGCUACCAGAGCCUCGUGAAGGAGUACGCCCGCCUGGAGCAGAGCUACGACAACCUGCGCGAUGAGGUCGCCUUCCACAAGCAAAGCACCUUCAGACGCUCCCCUUCAUCUGAGAGCUUCCUGGGCUCUGAGAGCAGCUACGUGUCCUCAGUGUCCACAGUUCCAUCUCGGGAUGACUCCGACCUUCAGGCUGAGGGGCCCGAGGAGCGCUGGCAGCCAGGGCAGGAGGGCCAGCCAUCCCAGCCAGGCAAUGAAGUGGCGCCUGAUGGUGGCGCGGGCCAGCACCCCUUCAAGAAGGCCUAUCUGCUGCUCCUGGCGCAGCUCAACGCCGUCAGCGAGGAGCUGGCCCGGACCCGCGAGGAGCUGCACAGGGCCCGGGCACACGCAGAGCCCGAGGAGAAGAAACCGCUGGAUUUCCUCAAGCGCAGGAACAUUGCUGAGAUGCUGGGGACGGCCAGGAGCCCCGAGAAGGCAGCUCCAGGCGAUGACUUGAAGCACGCGUACGAUGCGGUGCAGGUUGCCAAUAGGCUGCUGGCGAGCCAGCUGCAGGAGAAGAAGCAGCAGCACGAGGAGGAGGUGGAAGGGCUGCACCUGGACAUCAGCUCCCUCAAGCAGCUGAGCCAGCAGCAGGCAGCUCUGAUCCAGGACCUGCAGCGGCACCAGGGCCAGGAGGGGCUGCAGCACCACGUUGUGCGCCUGAAGGAGGAGAACUGCGAGCUGGCCCAGAAGCUGGAGAAGGAGGAGAGGACCACGCUGAAGCUCCAGAAGCAGCUGCGAGUCUACGCGAGGCAGAUCCAGGACCUUGUGGGCAAGAGAGAGGCCUCCUGGCCAGCACAGGAACCAGCAGGUCCUGCAAAGGUCUCAUCCACAGCUGGGCAGCCCCGGGCCAUGCUGGCAUGGAGAGCAGGGGAUGAAGGGCGCAUCACCAAGGCUGUCAUUACAGACUACAGAGCGCAGAGCAGCCCCGGGGUGCUUCCGGACCUGCCAGCCUACGUCCUCUUCAUGUGCUACCGGCAUGCGGACCACUGCUGUGAUGAGCCGAGGGCCCGCGUGUUGCUGGAUGCUGCCAUCGGUGCCAUCAAGAGAGUCAUGAAGAAGCAGGGUGAUGAUGUUGAUGUGAUGGCCCUGUGGCUUGCCAACACCUACCGGCUCCUGAACUGCCUGCGCCAGUAUGGCAGGGACGAGAGCUACUGGCAGGCGAACACAGCGCGGCAGAACGAGCAGCGGCUGCGCCACGUGGACCCACAGGGUGCCUGCUGCAGCCUGAGUGCCCUGGCCAUCCAGCUCUACCAGCAGCUCAUUGAGGCAGCCCAGAAGGGCCUGAAGCCCGUGAUCGUUGCCGCGAUGCUGGAAAGCGAGACCAUCCAGGGCUUGUCCUCUGCUCGCCCCUGGGCUCCCGCUGGCCGGGGCCCCGCGCUGCCGGAGCUGCUGCAGCAGCUGGGCUCGGUGCGCGCAGCGCUGCGCCGCCAUGCGCUGCCUGCUGCACUGGGUCAGCAGGCCCUGCGCCAGCUCCUCUUCUUCAUCAGCGGCACCACCCUCAACUACCUGCUGCUGCGCAAGGACGCCUGCUCCUGGAACCGUGGCAUCCAGCUGCGGUACAACAUCAGCCAGCUGGAGCAGUGGCUGCGGGCAGAGGGGCUGCACCAGAGCGGAGCCCGUGAGGAGCUCGAGCCGCUUGUGCAGGCUGCCCAGCUGCUGCAGGUGAAGAAGGCUACCGAGGAGGAUGCUGGGGCUAUCUGUAGCCUCUGCACUGUGCUGUCCCCACAGCAGGUCGUGAGGAUCCUACGGGCUUACACGCCUGCCGCCGGGCUGGAGGAGCGGGUGAGCCCCAGCUUCAUCAGCAGCGUCGAGAAACGCCUGCAGGAGCAGAACCCUGCGGCGCCCAGCCAGCUCUUCAUGGACGUGUGUCACCUCUUCCCUGUGCACCUGCCGUUCUCCGCCUCCUCUGUGCACCUGGAUGAGCUCUGCAUCCCUGAGAGCCUGGGCCUGCUCUUCCUCCCCCAUGUGUGA